Messenger RNA from Gadus chalcogrammus (walleye pollock), 3084 nucleotides. RefSeq names its product fibrinogen alpha chain. The transcript has 4 exons. Lineage: Eukaryota; Metazoa; Chordata; Actinopteri; Gadiformes; Gadidae. Gene Ontology annotation, molecular function: signaling receptor binding. Gene Ontology annotation, biological process: blood coagulation; protein polymerization; platelet activation. The record is from RefSeq and is a predicted model, not a curated record. The coding region runs from base 395 to 1009 and encodes 204 amino acids. Gene Ontology annotation, cellular component: fibrinogen complex.
ACAGACACAGCGCACAAGCAGAGCGGCCCUAUGCUAGCUCCCUUGUUUCUGUAAAAGUUCACAUCCCCAGGAACAUCUGAAUGACAGCAUGAACUGAGCAUAGUUCAGAUGCUAUGAAACAUUACAUAGAACCGAUAGCAAGGCAUGACUCAAUUUCAUAAUGAACCAAAACUAUAAUGAUUACAUCAGGUAUGAUUUACGUACGAUUUAGAGGUGACCAAUACAUACCGGUAUGUGUGCUUGAAAUGGGACAUUAAUGUCACGUAUAUGACAUCAUGAGGUGACUAAUAAAUUGGUGUGUGUGUUUGAAGUGUGUCUGCAGCUGAAGAAGAGGAGGCACGGCCGGUUGGACUCUCAGACGUACAAGAGAUCAGCGUGUCCCCAUCAGUACCCUAUGUGCACUGAUGAAGACUGGGGCUCUGGCUGUCCCUCUGGUUGUGUUGUGCAGGCUCUGCUCCUGCAGCAGGAGGUGGCGGUGGAGAGAAGGAUGCUGGAGGUGUGUGACGGAGUGGAGCGACACCACCACGCCUCCCGCUCCACCCUGGGCUCCAGCUGGGUGUUCUACCACACCCAGAGACACGCACUCGGCUCCCAGCGAGACUCGGUGCUCCGGUAUGUUGCCGGGGCCGACCGACUGGCAAGGAAGCUGAGGUUGCUACGGAAACUAUCGUCUGCGUCGUCACAGAGACUGAAGGAGCUGAGGCAACAGGUCCAGAAACAGAUGGAAGAGCUUUAUCAUACAGAGGUCGACGUGGACAUUAAGAUCCGGGCUUGCCAGGGCUCCUGCGCCUCCAGGCUGACCUUCAGGCUCCAGGAGGAGGACUACCCGGACCUCCUAGACCAGAUAGCCCUCUCUCCUCCUGCUCCUCCACCCAGGCGGGAGCUCCCAGACGUAGCAACCUCCGCCCCCGGCGGACUGGAAGAACAGCUGCGACACUUUGGAGACAUUGAGGAGAACAAGCUGGUGAUCCACCCUCCACGCCUUCACCCAGAACACCCAGACCUCUGAGACGGCUGUCACAUGAUCACAACCAUCACCUCACAUGAGACUGCUGUCACAUGAUCAGAACUCUCACCUCACAUGAGACUGCUGUCACAUGAUCAGAACUAUCACCUCACAUGAGACUGCUGUCACAUGAUCACAACCAUCACCUCACAUGAGACGGCUGUCACCUGAUCAGAACUAUCACCUCACAUGAGACUGCUGUCACACGAUCAGAACUAUCACCUCACAUGAGACGUCUGUCACAUGAUCAGAACUCUCACCUCACAUGAGACUGCUGUCACAUGAUCAGAACUCUCACCUCACAUGAGACUGCUGUCACAUGAUCAGAACUAUCACCUCACAUGAGACGGCUGUCACCGGAUCAGAACUAUCACCUCACAUGAGACUGCUGUCACACGAUCACAACUAUCACCUCACAUGAGACUGCUGUCACAUGAUCAGAACUAUCACCUCACAUGAGACGUCUGUCACAUGAUCAGAACUCUCACCUCACAUGAGACUGCUGUCACAUGAUCAGAACUCUCACCUCACAUGAGACGGCUGUCACAUGAUCACAACUAUCACCUCACAUGAGACGUCUGUCACAUGAUCACAACCAUCACCUCACAUGAGACGUCUGUCACAUGAUCAGAACUCUCACCUCACAUGAGACUGCUGUCACAUGAUCAGAACUAUGUGAUGCUUUUGUUGUUCGGGGCCAUGUCGGGCCGCACCCCACCUCCAAAUGGAGCUGUAGUUACAAACUGCUGCCCGAAACACUACUGAAGAGUCAGGCUGUUUUAUCUUGAAGAAUAAAUAAUACCAUGUAUUAUUGCAGUAAUAUGAGUACUGUCAUGGAGUCUUAAAGAAAAUACAUUUAUUUGUGUCAUACUUUGAUUCAUUUUAUUCGAUAUACAUAUAUAUAUAAUAUCAAGGAAGUGGUACGGAGAGAAACAGGUUUCACUGUAAUAUGAAAGGAGGUGGUACUAGGAGAAACAGGUUUUACUGUAAUAAUAAAGGCAGUGGUACUAUUAGAAACAGGUUUACUGUAAUAUGAAAGGAGGUGGUACUAGGAGAAACAGGUUUUACUGUAAUAAUAAAGGCAGUGGUACUAUUAGAAACAGGUUUACUGUAAUAUGAAAGGAGGUGGUACUAGGAGAAACAGGUUUUACUGUAAUAAUAAAGGCAGUGGUACUAUUAGAAACAGGUUUACUGUAAUAUGAAAGGAGGUGGUACUAGGAGAAACAGGUUUUACUGUAAUAAUAAAGGCAGUGGUACUAUUAGAAACAGGUUUACUGUAAUAUAAAAGGAGGUGGUACUAUGACGAACGUGUUUUACUGAAAUUUGUGUGUUGAAAGCAAUAUUGUGUGCUGAAAGCAAUAUUUAUCUGUUAAAAUAAGUGUGGAAUAGCUCUAUAUUCCUACAGCCAUCACUUAUAGUGUGUCUGGUCUGUUGAGAGAGAACUCCACAAAGAGGAAUACUAGUUGGUAUGAUGAGAUUCAAGAUUCAAGAUGCUUUAUUUAUCCCGAGGGAAAUUACUGUGCAACAGUUACAAUACAAAGGUGGGAAAGUAAUGCAGGGUUGGAGUCAAAAUAGAUAAAAUAGAUGGAAAUAAAUUAAGUACAAACUAAAUAAGUGAAAAGGAGCGAUUGGAUAAAGUGGUAUUAGUGGUAAAAGUGGUAAAGUGAUAAAUAUUAUAGCAGCAAUUAUUGGCAGCAUAAAUUAACUAAAGUGAUGAAGUGAAAAUUGGGUAAAAAUAAAUAAAUAAAGUGACAUUGGUCUCAGGGCAUAGUGUCUCCACGGCCCCUUCUGCAGCCGGAGGUAGAUGCGUUAAACCGUCACACACACGCAGAGUAGCAAUACUAAUUCAUAGGUCAUGAAUUAGCUAGAAAAACCUAACUGCUUAGUUCAAACAGCCAGUUGCUAUGAUGGCAUGUUAGCAGAUAUCGAACCUGUGGUAUUUUAUUUCCUGACCUUAACCCUGUACAGUCUAACAACCUACGAAGCCAUCAGUGUUCCAAAUGAGAAGAAAAUUGUGAGAAAUAAAGAGUUAAGUUUGAAUAACAAGACUCGUAUGGUCCAUCUCCUAUUGAUGCAUG